Geodia barretti is the source of this 1716-nucleotide messenger RNA. NCBI's taxonomy places the organism in Eukaryota, Metazoa, Porifera, Demospongiae, Tetractinellida, Geodiidae. The record is from the annotation of a GenBank genome assembly.
AUGCUGAGUGGAGAUGCUUACGUCUUCACCGCAGUCAGCCAUGCAGGGACGCUCCUGGCGUCCGUCCACACCCUUCGGGAACGGAACGGACUGUGUGACAUCUUCCUGCGUGCGGAGGACAGCCAGAUCCAAGCGCACAAGGUGAUCCUAGCCGCAGGAAGUCCCUACUUCAACGCAAUGUUCUCCAAUCAGCAUCGUGAGAGCUCUGCGAGGAGCGUCGAUCUGAACGGAAUUGACGGCCCAACUCUCGGGCUUCUUGUCGACUUCAUCUACUCUUCUUCGCUAGAAAUAACGGAAAAGAACGUGCAAAACCUUCUGUCAGGGGCAAGCCUGCUCCAGCUUACGGCUGUCGUUGAAGCUUGCUGCCAAUUUUUGAAAGCCAGGGUAUGCGCCGAUAACUGCCUCGGGAUUGCUGCAUUUGCCGACCAUCACGGAUGCUCUGAGCUCCAACGCUACGCCUGGACCUUUGCCGUUGAGAAUUUCGCAGAAGUUGUACAUAGCGAGGAGUUUUUGACUACACCUCCUGAGUUUUUGAUCGAUUUCGUAAAGUGCGAAGAUCUGCAGGUGUCCAGCGAGGAAGAGGUGUUGGACUGUGUCUUGCAAUGGCUUCGACACGACGAAAAGGGGCGGAGUCAGGUCUUCAUGACAGCACUGGAACAGAUCAAGCUCCCCCUCGUCCCAUGGAAAUCUCUACAGGAGAAGUUUGGACAAAUUUACUCCAUUUCCUCAAAUCCGCUGUGCACGAGCUACAUCGAAGGAGCGAAAAUACACCAAACUUGUACAAUAUCCCCGAAACCACACUCUGAAGCUUUCAACAUUGCCCAGUACAUACCGCGUCGCUCUGUAGGACGAAACAUGUUCAUAUAUGCCGUCGGAGGCGAGACCAGUCCGGGCCGAACCACUGUGGACAGCAUCGAACUUUUCGACCCCGCCAAGAACACUUGGCAGAAACUUGCACCCAUGACGACGUGCCGAAGAGGGGUGGGCGUGGCCAUUUUGAACGGGUAUCUCUAUGCAGUUGGAGGAUCAGAUGGAAUCCAACCUCUCAAACUAGCCGAGCGAUACGAUCCGACAUGCGACCUUUGGACCCGGAUAUCGGAUAUGAACGAGAGGCGGAGUAGCGUUGCCGCAGCAACCCUGGGGGAAUAUUUCUAUGCCAUCGGUGGGUACAGGGGGGUGACGAGCUGCCUGCAGAGCGUGGAGCAGUAUGAUCCUAACACAGACACGUGGACUUACGUCUCUAGCAUGGUCGUACCUCGCAGCAUGGCGUGUGCUUGCUCGAUGGGUGGACGGAUGUAUGUUGUCGGUGGCUACAACGGAGUUUCAGACCUACAAUCUUGCGAGGCGUACGACCCCGAGACUGGUCUCUGGGGGUUGACGGAAGAGAUGAAAACACGUCGUUGCAUGGCUGGUGUUGCAGCUGUCGACGGAAGGCUCUACGUUGCCGGGGGAUGCGAUCACGCUGUGAGCCUGCGAAGCGCCGAAUCGUACGAUCCGUCGACCAAAAAAUGGUCGGACCUUGGCGACAUGGCGGAGGCCCGCAGCGGUCUUGGUUUGGCAGUCAUCGGUCGCAAGUUGUUUGCAAUGGGAGGCCACAAUGGUAGGGGAAGUGGGGGUUAUUGCAGCUCCGUGGAAAUGUUUAACACCGACACGGAUGUCUGGACUGUAGUAGCCAACAUGACUGCCGACCGCAGACGCUUUGGCUGCUGCUCGUAA